Dendrobium catenatum is the source of this 2079-nucleotide messenger RNA. RefSeq lists its product as uncharacterized. The transcript has a single exon. Lineage: Eukaryota; Viridiplantae; Streptophyta; Magnoliopsida; Asparagales; Orchidaceae. The record is from RefSeq and is a predicted model, not a curated record. The coding region runs from base 1 to 2079 and encodes 692 amino acids.
AUGGAAAUCCCACUAAAGUACAAACAAUUGUGGAACAACUGGGACGUUCGUGUCUUGAUUUUACUUAGCCUAUCCAUCCAAAUUAUUCUUAUCUUCCUCGGCCGCCUGAGAAGAACUUCCACCUCGAGAUGGAUACGAAUGGUCGUUUGGGUCAGCUACAUCUUGGCUGAUUGGGUUGCCAGCUUUGCCCUUGGCAACCUAAGUAGCAACAUGGAUGAUUCCUCCUCCUCCAACGUCGUCAUCGCUUUUUGGGCUCCCUUCCUAAUCCUUCAUCUUGGUGGCCCUGACACUAUUACUGCUUACUCUAUGGAAGAUAAUGAACUUUGGGCUCGCCAUCUUCUCGGGCUUGGAUACGAGCUCUUUAUUGCCUUUUAUGUUCUCUUCCGAUCCCUUCCCGACACCCGCCUACUCAUGCCCACCCUCUUGAUAUUCUUAGUCGGCAUCAUAAAAUAUGUAGAGCGUUCUUACUCACUAUACAAAGCCAGUGUUGAAGGCAUUCAGAGUUCCAUCAACCCCCUAUCACCAACAAAAUUAGAAAGAACAAAUGAUUUGAAUGCUUUGAGUCAAGAUUUUUGGUUAUACUAUGCUGCUAAGCCUUCUUUUAUUGAUGUUGCUCCAUACUCUGAUAAGUAUUUGAUAAUUAAAACAAUUUUCAUGAAUAUAUCAGCAGAGGAGGUUUUGAUGGUUAUAAGAAAGGAGCUUAGUAAUGCUUAUGAUGAGUUUUAUACUAAGUCCAUUGUAAAUCACUCCAUACUUGGGUAUGUUCUCCGAGUUCUCUGUUCUACUUGCAUUUUGCUGGCUUUCUCGCUCUUUAUUUUAGAGCCAAAGAAUGAUUUUAAUAAGCUUGAUGUAGCCAUCACCUACGUCCUUCUUGCAACCUCUAUAUGCCUCGACUUUAUGGCUACUGUCAUGCUUAUGUUUUCUGACAGGAUGAUAGUUUAUCUCCUUAAUGUUAAGAAGCUAAGCAAAUGGAGUGUAUUACUUGCAAAAUUUUUUGUUAGAAUUAAAAAGGCAUGUCCUAAGAGAAAGUAUUGGUCGAUAAAGUUGCCACAGUUGAAUCUACUCAGUAAUUGUCUCUCAAUUUCUUCACCCAAUAAAACUCUUCAACAUAGGAUGAUGAGUUGGGUUGCAAAAAGGCUAAGAUUUGUGCAAGAAAUAAAGUUGAAUAUAACUCCCUUAAUUGGGGAAAGUAUUAAACUAGAAACAUUCACCUUACAUACAAUACAGCCUGUGCAGGCAACACAAGAUGUUCUAGAGUUGAUUGUUUCCCAUUUAAAAAGCCGCAUUCAUUUAGACUUAUUUGAUUUCAAUGAACCAGCGGGCUCAUCUUCACUUCGACAAGUAACAACCAUCCGUAAUUGGGCUGUAGAGCCAUUUGUUCAGCUUUUUGAGAAGUUCUCCCUUGAAAAACAAGUUCUGAUAUGGCACAUCACUACAGAUCUUUGCUUUUAUUGGAAUUCAGAGUCUCAACAUCUCUUGGAACCUCAUCAAACUAAGAUGGAAGUAGAAAAAAAUAGAUUGAAAGGAGUAAAGAGAACGAGCACCAAAAUGGAAACUUGUAAGUACUUGUCCAACUAUAUGAUGCAUACAGUGAUGAUACGAUCAUAUAUGAUGUCAAACAUGGGAGGAGAGAGCCAUAUACUUGCUGGGAAGGUUAUUAAAGAUAUGGUUGAGUUCAUUCAUAAGAGUUAUGAUGGUCAUCAUUUACAAAUGCCAAAUGAAAUAGUUGAGGCGUGCAUGAAGAUGAAAGAGACACCAAUAGAAUUUGGCAACCUUAUUACAUCUUUGUUUGGUACAGCACGAGUGCUUGCUCAUUUGAUGUUAGUUAUUAGUGAGGAAGAGAGAUGGCAAGUCAUAACCACAGCAUGGGUAGAGCUUUUGCAGAAAGUAGCGAUGAGUUCAAAGGGAAACAUACAUAUGAAGCAGUUGAGUAUAGGAGACGAUCUCUUGACUUUUGUGUGGCUUCUCAACAAAAAUAUAAAUGCAAAUAUUCUAGACGAACCAGUAGCUGCUAUUUAUGGUGUUUAUGAUAAAAUAUGGGAUUUCCUCUCUGAGAUCAAAUCUCAUUUGAACUUAUAA